This is a messenger RNA of Psammomys obesus (fat sand rat), 2348 nucleotides long. It is a transcript of the gene Egln3, whose product is annotated as egl-9 family hypoxia inducible factor 3. Lineage: Eukaryota; Metazoa; Chordata; Mammalia; Rodentia; Muridae. Bases 101 to 820 code for a protein of 239 amino acids. Gene Ontology annotation, biological process: cellular response to hypoxia; peptidyl-proline hydroxylation to 4-hydroxy-L-proline. The transcript is spliced from 5 exons. Gene Ontology annotation, cellular component: cytoplasm; nucleus. Gene Ontology annotation, molecular function: L-ascorbic acid binding; ferrous iron binding; peptidyl-proline 4-dioxygenase activity. The record is from RefSeq and is a predicted model, not a curated record.
CCCGGGGCCAGGCUCUCCGCAUCAUCGCCGUGCGCUCGCUCGGGUCAAGCCCUCGGCGCGCGCAUCCUUGGGGGGCCCCGGCCUCGGCUCUGCAGUCGAUAUGCCUCUGGGACACAUCAUGAGGCUGGAUCUGGAGAAGAUCGCCCUGGAGUACAUCGUGCCCUGCCUGCACGAGGUCGGCUUCUGCUACCUGGACAACUUCCUGGGCGAGGUGGUGGGCGACUGCGUGCUGGAACGGGUCAAGCAGCUGCAUUACAACGGGGCCCUGCGUGACGGCCAGCUGGCGGGGCCGCGCGCCGGCGUCUCCAAGAGGCACCUGCGGGGCGACCAGAUCACGUGGAUCGGGGGCAAUGAAGAGGGCUGCGAGGCCAUCAACUUCCUCCUGUCCCUCAUCGACCGGCUGGUCCUGUACUGCGGGAGCCGGCUGGGCAAAUACUAUGUCAAGGAGAGGUCCAAGGCAAUGGUGGCUUGCUAUCCAGGAAAUGGAACAGGUUAUGUUCGCCAUGUGGACAACCCCAAUGGUGAUGGCCGCUGUAUCACCUGUAUCUACUACCUGAAUAAGAACUGGGAUGCCAAGUUACAUGGAGGGGUCCUGCGGAUAUUUCCAGAAGGGAAAUCGUUUGUAGCAGAUGUGGAGCCCAUUUUUGACAGACUCCUCUUCUUCUGGUCAGACCGCAGGAACCCACACGAAGUUCAGCCCUCCUAUGCAACCAGGUACGCUAUGACUGUCUGGUACUUUGAUGCUGAAGAAAGAGCAGAAGCCAAAAAGAAAUUCAGGAAUUUAACUAGGAAAACUGAAUCUGCUCUUGCUAAAGACUGACAUGUGGUAUGAAAUCUGCUGGCCUCAUUCUUUAAGUAAUGGUUCCUGAAAUUUUAAGUGUCAAGAUCCAAAGAGUCUAUAAAAUACCCCUACUGCCUGCACCAUUCACACCCCUGCUUGUUUGUGGUACUUCAUGUUUUCUUGCUGGGACUGUGCUGAGCUUCAGAUACUGUAUUUGCCAGGUGAUAUCAUUUGCUAAUUCCAGAAACACCUGCACACAUCCUCGUUGGCCAGCGGUUUAACUGAUGGAUUUGGGGAUACGGUGGUUGAGACAAGAUCCCAGGAGUGAUUGUUAUUUGCACUUUAUAUAUACUUCUUGAUUUAAAAGGAGGAGGUUUGCAAAGAAACAAAUUGAUGACAGAUACCGUGAAGAGGCGCCCUUGAAGCCUUAACAUCGAGAAAGAGAAAAUGUAUUGUCUGAAGGAUUUCCAGAUGUUGUUAACCCGAGACUGGACAGUUAUGACAACCUAAUGACAUUAUUACCUCUCGGAAGAGCUGCUGUCAUAGUGAUCAAUUUAUAAGUGUCCCGUGGUGGAUACUCCUUUUUUCUGGUCUUACAACUUGGACUUCCUGAAAGUCAUUGCUAAACCAAUAACUCUCAUGUUGAAGACGACACCAACAUUUAUUCUCUAUUUUUACUUCUUACUUGGAGAACCUAAUUAUACAGAGAAUAAAACUCGCCAUAUACCUUGGGUUGUUUUUCUGGCAUUGAAGUUUGAAGUUAAAUCAAAGGACAGAAAUCCUCCCGGUGUUUUAGCGCUGGCUUCUGUUGACUGUGGGAAGAGGAAAGCCUAGUGAUGACUGUAGUUGGAGAGGGAGGUGAGGCCGGGAGUGCAGACAGCCUGCUUUCAUCAACCAUUCAUCAUUAACGAAGAACAGCCUGCAGUAUUCUAGGAAGAGGUCGGAAGUAAAGCAGAUCUCCAAGCUUUUCCAACUCUCCCACGUGGUCUGCUGCUGCCAGCCCUCCUUAGCCACCCUGACCCUUGAGAGCAGCCGGGUGGUAGUGCGGCCAGAGUUGUGGAAUUUGCUAGAACUGUGGGAGGUUCUGCUGCCACAGGAAGCAGGCGUCACCUCCUGCAGAGCUCUCUAGAAGCACUGUUUCGAGAAAGGUAGCCAUCCUGGUGCUCACUUCCGCGGCCCCGUCUUUCAGAUCUCUUAAUUUCUUGCUAGAAUCCUAAAGCAUCACAGACCCAGAAAUGUUUUACUUCAUCAUGUUCAGACAUACUGACUUUCCAAGAAGUUGGUAUUUUUUUUCUUUUGUUUUGGAAAGAGUCCAUAAAGGACUGUCAUUCCUUCCCACCAUGGCUCUGUUUCAUUUUAUUUACUUUCUAACUUACAAUGUCAUUUCCUUAUUUAUUACGUUUAUUGUCUUGUAGCCUAUGAUGUCUAGAGUGUUAAGUACAAUGAAGACAGGGAUUUUGAAUGUUUUUAUCAAUGCAACAUAUUCCCAGCACCUCACCUCACGCCUGGCAUAAAGGAAACAAGGGCUUAGUUAUUACGUGUUCAAUAAACUCAGUCUCCUCUGUAA